Messenger RNA from Guyanagaster necrorhizus, 1165 nucleotides. RefSeq names its product alpha/beta-hydrolase. The transcript has 11 exons. The record is from RefSeq and is a predicted model, not a curated record. NCBI's taxonomy places the organism in Eukaryota, Fungi, Basidiomycota, Agaricomycetes, Agaricales, Physalacriaceae. Gene Ontology annotation, biological process: lipid metabolic process. The coding region runs from base 178 to 1032 and encodes 284 amino acids.
GUAACGCCGUACUUCACAACAGAGAAGCAAAGUCGUCCCAGUCUUAUGAUAUGCGCCUGUCAUCCAAAGCCACCUAAGUCUUUCUCCGUGAGGUCACAGUCGCGUACCACAUAUAAAAGCCAUACUAUAUGACUACCACUGCUGUCAAACCCGCAUUCUAAGGGAACGCAACCAAGCAUGUUCUGGUCAGCUUCCUUCCUUGCUCUUCCUCUCCUCUCAGUCUCGGCUCUACCUAGCAGGGGAAUCCAGCCCCGCUGUACCGUCUCCAACGAGACUUACGAUGACCUCGUCUAUUACCUUCAAUACGCCUCCUCUGCCUAUCUUGACGAGUGUGCUAGCCCAAACGGAAACACCCUUGUUCAACGAUACGACAAUGAGACAACAGAUACUCAGGCAUUUCUCGCCCGUGACGACACCAAGGGCGAAAUCGUCAUCGUUUUCCGCGGAAGUUCGACUGUCCAGGAUUUGGCAACCGACGGUGAUAUUACGCUUGUCGAUUUGAACAUCCAAGGCGUCAAUGCACCCGUUGGUACUCAAGUUCACCAUGGUUUUCAUACUGCUUGGAACUCCAUUGUCGGCGAUGUGAUUAUAACAAUCCAAUCCGAGUUGGCCAGUCAUCCUAAUUACACUCUUGCCACAUCUGGACAUUCCUUGGGUGGGGCGCUUUCCAGUCUUGGCGGCAUUACACUACAGCAAAACUUUCCAGACGUACCGUUAAAAAUGUACACCUUUGGUCAACCGAGGACCGGAAACCCUAGCUACGCUUAUUUCGUUGAUUCCAAACUAGGUUCAAAUAUCUUUCGAGGCGUACACGGCAGUGAUGGGGUUCCUACUAUGAUAUCGCAAGAUCUGGGAUACCAGCAUCAUGGCGUCGAAUACUUUCAAAGCGGAGACCCACCGUCGGCGGGAACCACGAAGGCAUGCAUUGGUAACGAAGACCCUACAUGCUCAGCGUCGAUUCCUAGCUCAGGCAUCAACAUGUACCACCUCAUUUAUUACGAUAUUACGGUCGGAACAGCGUUUUGUGAUUAACAUUUCGUUCAUUUGUAAAUAUAGAGUAACGUAUCUAUAAAUGCAAGUACAAAUUCCGCGGACACUUGAUUGAUCUUAAUCACAUCGGAGAUAAACGUACUGCAGAAAGUCGUAUCAAUACUGAGAUUAAAAU